Molecule: messenger RNA, 3873 nt
Organism: Cydia pomonella (codling moth)
Lineage: Eukaryota; Metazoa; Arthropoda; Insecta; Lepidoptera; Tortricidae
Exons: 1
Coding region: 1596-3407 (603 amino acids)
Source: RefSeq, a predicted model, not a curated record
AAAAAGAAUAUAUGAUAUACAUUACCAUGCAAACUUCCAACGAAAAUUGGUUUGAACCAGAUCUAGUAAGUAGUUUUUUUAAUACGUCAUAAAUGGUACGGAACCCUUCAUGGGCGAGUCCGACUCGCACUUGGCCGCUUUUUUAAUACACUUGCAGACCUUAGUUACAAAUUUUCACUUGAACUGGAAUACUAUUAAUUCAGCACUAUACACUACGUUCAGCGAUGACUUACAUUGCAAAAAUUAAUCACGACAACUCAUUUCAUAAAAAACACCCUCACAGUUGCAAUUUAAGUUGGAUUAUUUUGAUACAACUAAAUUUUAAGUGAAAAUACUGAUGAUGGCGGUUUUACUUUUUAAUUUUUUCUAUUAACGUCAGCCAACGUGGCAAUGAUAGUUUCAUUCAGCCCAUAAUUAAAAAAAUGUUUUAGUGAAAUAUCGCCACGGACUUAGAAAAUAAUCCGGAUAGUGUACAUUGGCCAAAAAAAGUGUGUCCACAUGAGAAGUCAAGGCGGGCCGUUGCAUCUCUUUCUAAUUAGGGUGACCAUGAGUUAUAUGUAUCUGGGAUAUUAGGAUAACGUGGAAUAUACCGGGUGAUUCAUGAGACGUGAGCAGGACUAAGCCUACACAAUCCGUGAACCGUUCAUCAUCAUAUUUAAGUAAAACAAUCUCGCUUUAUUUCUGUUAUUUAACUUUUUGGAAAGGACAAAUUUGAUAAUCUACAAUCAUGGACACCCUGCAACACUUAAUUAAGAAAGAUAAAACCUCUUUAACCGUUAUGACAGCAGUUUGAUUAUGAAGAAAACAAAAUGUCACACUUGAGUGAGAUACGAUUUUUCAAAAGUAACCAGACAUUCAUUUUGUCACUUGUUAUGGAUAAAACAAAGAGGGUGACCAUACAUGACGUAAAUAAAUUAAAACCUUUUUUUUUAAUAGUAAAAAAUAAAAGAAAGUUAAUCUCACAAAUACUGGUACGAAACAGUUGCUUAUAACUUACUGAAUGCUCAAGCUUGAUCCUGCUCACGUCUCCUGAAUCACCUUGUAUAAUUUGGCCAGGAUCUUUUCUCAUUCGUGCAUAGUCAGAGAGAAUCUAACUGUCUUUUCGCUGUGCUAGUAUUAUGCCCCCUGAAAAGUGAUGGAUAUAGUUUUUUCUCUUCAGUAAAACGCUUCACAAAACCUUACUUAAUUUAGUCGUCUUAAAAGCUGUUACUGAUAGGCGUACCGGACCGCCACCAUGAUCGAUCGUGAGGAAGGUGGUCCGCCGUAAAUUCUGUCAAGAACACAGGUAUGAGUAAGAGAGAGAGAGAUAUAUAGGACCAGGGUCGCGGUCCGCUCCGCCUUUUUAUUAUAGUUUUUAACCAGGGCGCUUGUCACUAGACCUUUUAUAUACCAACUACAUAUGUUGGAAAAUAAAAGAAAAGCAAUUAUAAACGAAUAUCUACCUACAAAUUGACUAGUUUUAGUCCUAAUGAUCCUAGGGAAUUAACAAAAUCACGAUAAACAAUGAUUUAUUAGCUGAUCUGUUUUAAGAUUGUCGUGUCAUUAAAUAUAAAGAACGGAAUCCCAACUCACUAACUCGUUUACAAACGUUCACCAUGUUGUUAUCACGUCUAUCAUUUCUCUGGAUAUUUCAAUUACCUUAUUCUGAUGCAAUAUUAGAAAUAAAUUUUGAGAAUAAUCAUUCUAUGGCAAAAGAAUGUAUCAGAAGUAUAAUUAAUGUGCAUUACAAGUAUGAAGUUUUGACGUUCUUUAAUUUUAAUGCAAGAAGCCCGGACAUUUUACAAGCUAUCCAUGAAACAAAUGCCGUCUCUAUUAUAACCAGAAGACCGCACAAGAAAAGUCCACUUCACAACAGAGGAUACCUCAUUUACGCAUUAAACGCUGACGACUUCUUAUCACAUUUCCCUUACUUGUUAGCGGAAGGUACUUGGAAGCCCGAUGCACCCUUUAUAGCCAUCAUGGAACGUCUGGAACUUGACAAGCUCCACCCCAUGUUUCACGAACUGUUGAGGGUCCAUGUCACAAAUGUAGUAAUCAUUGACGCACUCACGACUAAUGCGUACUCCUACGAUCCCUUCAGAAACCAUGGCUGCGGAAAACGUUUCGAUAUUAUUAUAGAAUUGGGCAAGUGCUUCACCCUCACCCCUCCUUAUUUCUUUUCAAAUCCUAGCAAAAAAAUUCUUCAAAACUGCACCUUGCAGGUGGCAGCGACCAAUUGGCCGCCUUUUACAAUUGAUCGUACAAAAAACGAUAUUAAAACGAUCGGAAUGGACGAAUAUAUUUUGUCUGUGUUGGGUGAGCUCGAAAAUUUUAAAGUCAAUAUAACUUAUUUUGACGAAUUGUCCGAUGUAGUAUCUGAUGUUUCGCGAGACAUGGUGGUGAGCGGGCCGCUGGGGUGGCUGCAGGAGAACAAGUUCGACGUGGUGACGGGAAGCCAGAUGCUCCUGCCGAACCGCGCCGAGGCAUUGGACUACCUCUACGGAAAUCUAAUAAUCGAAGACUAUUUUGCAAUAUUCGUACGAAAAUCUGGGUUGGUGCCUGGUUGGAAAUUACUUACACUAGCGUUCAGGCCCCUAGUUUGGGUGCUACUUUUGGUGACUUUCGUAAUAGUUAUUAGUCUAAUCAUUCUUUUAAGUAAAUCCAAAGAUAAAGUGGUAAUGAUAUUCUGUUUAAUAGACAACUUGUUAAUGCACACGUGUAGGAUUCAAAGAACAAACAGAAUACAGUACAUACUUUUUAGUUGGAUUAUAUUUGCUACUUUAAUGCCAUACCACUAUUUGUCUGUUUUAUAUAGUUUAACCACGAAACCAAUGUAUAAAUAUCAAAUCGGGGAGUUAUCGGAUAUAUCUAAGUAUGGAUUGCGACCCUGCAUAAGUGACGCGGUUCUAGUGAUGCAAAGAAUGAUAACAGGUAACAACACUGUACCUCUAUACGACGCGCCAUGGGAUCAGUCACUUCCGUGUGCCACAUUAAGUAGCAGCCUUGAAAAAGUGGCCAAAUCUGAUGAUAUGUUUACUGUGGUACCGUAUUAUAUGUACUAUACGGUGAAGUACGAUUACUACGACAAAUAUGGGCAAGAUCUUCUUUACCCGUUUCGCCAAUCUCUAGGCAAGAAAAUCAUCUACAGCAGUUUUAUGUACAAAGGGUUUCCUCAUCGCGAAAGAUUGUUUACGCAAACGACGCGGAUACACACCGCCGGUCUUACUCUGAAAGUAUUGCAAGACUAUGCUUUUCAGCAUGCAAGAAUAUUGUACAAAAGAAAACAACAAAGUAUAGGCUCCAGCAUGAUGAUAGUACCUUGGCAAAUCAUUGUGUCAGGCUCCUCCAUCAGUUUUAUGUGCUUCUUGGGAGAAAUAUUCACGAAUCGUUUGAAAAUCAACAGAACUUCAAACAUAAUAACAUUAUAAUUUACCUACUAUUGCUUAUAAUUAUGUGCCAGAGAAGCAUCUGCCAGAGAGAACUGGCGUAGAAUCCACCGGUUGCUUAGAAUAGGCCAAUCUUUUUUCCUAAAUGUACUCAGCAAAGUUUUUUUUAUUAUAUUUCAGUACAUAACAGUCUCAUUAUUAUUCUCAUUAGUCAAUUUUUUAUAAGUACUUAUUCGAUUUGUCGAUUAUUAUAAUAAAAAAUGUCCUCGUUGGGUUUCUUGAUGUGCUAUUUAUAUAAUUUUGUGUAAGUUAAUAGGAAUUUUAGUCCAUUCAUUCAUUCUUAACCCCUUUGACUAACUAGGGAACUUGAUUUUACCCCUCCUCGAUAAUUAUUAAUAUUCUUUCUUAUAGAUCUUUGUUUUCUUUGAUUAGCUUACCACCCCCAUAAAAUACCAGUUUUACCCUCAUGGGGAUAAUUACCCCCAAGUUAGGAACCACUGUUUUAAAA